This is a messenger RNA of Myxocyprinus asiaticus (Chinese sucker), 1394 nucleotides long. RefSeq names its product gap junction beta-1 protein-like. The record is from RefSeq and is a predicted model, not a curated record. Bases 148 to 870 code for a protein of 240 amino acids. Gene Ontology annotation, biological process: cell communication. NCBI's taxonomy places the organism in Eukaryota, Metazoa, Chordata, Actinopteri, Cypriniformes, Catostomidae. Gene Ontology annotation, cellular component: connexin complex. The transcript has 2 exons.
CAGCGUGACACCAGUGAUUAGCAAUGCAAAGCUCUGGUUCUGCACCAUAAUCUGCACUAGUGAAACAUCAAACCUUUCCUCUGUGACUUCAGCUUCAGCCUUUUCUUCUGCUCAGGGACCUCAUCAACCGCAGAUCUGGAACCAAAAAUGAACUGGGCAUCUUUUUAUGCCGUGAUUAGCGGCGUGAACCGGCAUUCCACUGGCAUCGGGCGGAUCUGGCUGUCGGUCCUCUUCAUAUUCCGGAUUCUGGUUCUGGUGGUGGCGGCGGAAAGUGUGUGGGGUGAUGAGAAAGCCCAUUUCAUCUGUAACACCCAGCAACCUGGAUGCAACAGUGUAUGUUACGACCACUUCUUUCCCAUCUCUCAUAUCCGGUUGUGGGCACUGCAACUGAUCGUGGUCUCUACCCCCGCCCUGCUGGUGACCAUGCACAUUGCACAUCGUCGGCAUAUCGAUAAAAAGUUGUACCACCAGGCUGGCCGCACCAGUCCCAAGGACCUGGAGCAGAUAAAGACGCAAAAAAUGAAGAUUACUGGAGGUCUCUGGUGGACAUACAUGAUUAGCCUGCUGUUCCGUGUGUUGUUUGAAUCAGCUUUUAUGUAUUUGUUCUAUAUGAUUUACCCUGGCUAUAAAAUGUUCCGGCUGGUAAAGUGUGACUCUUACCCUUGCCCAAACAUAGUUGACUGCUUUGUGUCCCGGCCAACAGAGAAAACAGUGUUCACUAUAUUUAUGCUUGUGGUGUCUGGCAUCUGCAUCCUGCUCAACAUUGUGGAAAUCGUCUUUCUUGUUGUCAGGGCAACAAGUCGACAUCUGAACAAUUCCAAGGACUCUCCUGUGGGAGCUUGGAUUUCUCAGAAACUGUGUUCCUUUUAGAAUUGCUGAGAAAAAAUGCAGUAAAACUCACUCUACUCUAAACUCUAAAAUAUAUUUCACUCAAACACAUGUAAACAAACAUUAUCCUGACAAUUUUUUCAUGGCUGUUUUAUUGUAGACCUCAGAAAUAAGAAACUGUGUCCAAAAUGGUGCACUAUACACUAUGUACUUACAAUAUACCCUAUGCACUCAGCCAUGCAGUAUAUGAAUUUUCAAAGUGUAGUAUCGUCCCAAAUGGAACACUAACCACUAACGUUUUGUCAGGCCAGAAAUGUAGUACACUUAAAUUUUGAGUGCGAACAUACUUCACAUACUACUUACAAUACAGAAUGCCGUAGAAUAAUGCAGAAGUGUGCGAUUUGUGACACACCUUGUAUAUAAACACAGAAUUUUAAGAUAUGUACAUAAUGUUAGCCUACUCCAUAUGAUUUUAAACCAGUGUUUAAAUCAGUUCACACUGUUAAAUGAAAUUUUAUACUUAUCUUGCGGCUAAAAUAUUACAAAGAAAUAAAAUCUUUAAUUUA